Fusarium pseudograminearum CS3096 is the source of this 357-nucleotide messenger RNA. RefSeq lists its product as uncharacterized. The record is from RefSeq and is a predicted model, not a curated record. Bases 1 to 357 code for a protein of 118 amino acids. The transcript has 3 exons. Lineage: Eukaryota; Fungi; Ascomycota; Sordariomycetes; Hypocreales; Nectriaceae.
AUGACAACAAGAAAAGGACCAUUCAGACUUGUCACGGUCAACACGGCACCCGAGCGCGCUCAGCGUCUCAUUGGACGUUUGAUCACCGAGCUCCAAGAUGAUUACGAGAUCAUUCACGUUGACAACUGUCAGAGCAUAGAUGAGGUGAUCCCGAAAGUCACCGAACACAAGCCCGACGUGUUGUUCUCGGCUUCUAUGUGGUCCCCGGAGGAGGCGCAGCAAAUUCACGCAAUGGCAAAGUCAAUUGUGCCCAAUAUCAAGUUGCAUGCUAUCCCGACUGGUCUACAGGUCGAAAGAGGACCAGAUGCGAUUGUUGAGUACCUCGUGGAGAAGGUCCCUGCUCUAUUGGAUAGCUAG